This is a messenger RNA of Malus domestica (apple), 2323 nucleotides long. Its product is annotated as MACPF domain-containing protein NSL1-like. The record is from RefSeq and is a predicted model, not a curated record. Lineage: Eukaryota; Viridiplantae; Streptophyta; Magnoliopsida; Rosales; Rosaceae. Gene Ontology annotation, cellular component: plasma membrane. Gene Ontology annotation, biological process: regulation of salicylic acid mediated signaling pathway; plant-type hypersensitive response.
GGAGUCCUCCCGAUUCAAAAAUCCAGGCCUCCUCCGCAAAACCCAUCCAAGGCGGAGAGUCGCUUUCAGCAAUCAAUGCAAAUAUUCAAACUUUUUUGAUUAAUUAGUUGUUAAUUUGUUUUAAUUUUUUAAUUAAAUUAAACAAAGAAAUCAACUUUGUCUGAGUCUCUUUCUCUCACAUCGUUGAAACCUCAAAACCGGAGACUCCAAUGGGUCGUCGCCUCAACCUAUCAGAACCCUUCAACACUCCCCAAACCUCGAUCCCUGUAUCCACCCGCUUAUUCGCCGCCCGAUUGGGUUUGCUCCCAAAUCGAUGGCUCUCAAUGCGCCUCGCUCCGACCCCCAAUCCGCCGCCCAGAAGGCCGUCGCGGUGAUCGGGUCCGGGUACGAUCUCUGCAACGACAUCCGGCUCACCGCGUGCAAGCCCAUGCUCGUCGACCUUGACCCGACCCGGACCCGCGACCUCUUCGUCCCUGGCGGGCCCGUCGUGCGCGGCGUCUCCACCUCCAUCAGGUGCGAUAAAGGCGAACGCACCAGGUUGCGCUCCGACGUCGUUUCGUUUAAUCAGAUGUCAGAGCAAUGCAACAAGGAACUGUCUCUAACGGGCAAAAUUCCGUCUGGUCUGUUUAAUGCUAUGUUUGGAUUCACUGGCUGCUGGCAGAAGGAUGCAGCUCCCGUAAAAGCUCUUGCUUGUGAUGGUUGGUUGAUAACUCUGUAUGACAUUGAGCUAGCGAGAUCCCAUGUAAAGCUAUCCGAGCAUGUGAGACAGGAAGUGCCUUCUACAUGGGACCCUGCUGCCCUUGCUGCGUUCAUUGAAAAAUACGGUACUCAUAUUGUUGUAGGGGUGAGGAUGGGUGGAAAGGAUGUAGUUCACAUAAAGCAGUUGCAAAAUUCAAAUCUUCAUCCCACAGAAGUGCAGGAAUUGUUAAAGCAAUUAGCCGACGAGAGGUUUUCUGAGGAUGGAACUGGAUCGGAGUCCAAUGAUUUAUCAGGAAAAACGAAGGAUGACGAUUCUAUGCACUGGGAUGUUCGUAGAAUGUAUGCACCCUCAAUAAGGCGACCUAUCAUCACACAAAGGAAUGAUGGUACAGUUACUGUUUGUGUUCGAAGGGGAGGUGUUGAUAUUAGUCAAAGUCAUAACAAGUGGCUUUCAACCGUAUCAGAGUCACCUGAUGUCGUAUUGAUGUCCUUCGUGCCCCUAACCUCUCUGUUGGGUGGCGUCCAAGGAAUUGGAUUUCUAAGUCAUGCAGUGAAUCUCUACCUUAGAUACAAACCGCCAAUAGAGGAACUCCAUCAAUUUUUGGAAUUUCAGUUACCACGUCAAUGGGCUCCAGUGUAUGGCGAUCUCCCUCUCGGUCUCAGGCACAGAAAACAAGUAUCCCCAUCACUUCAGUUCACCUUUAUGGGCCCAAAGCUAUACGUUAACACUAUGAAGGUUGAUACUGGAAAUCGACCGGUGACAGGAAUGCGUUUGUAUCUUGAAGGUAAGAAAAGUGACCAUCUGGCAAUCCAUCUCCAGCACCUUUCUACUCUUCCCAGUACUCUCCAACUCUCAGAUGAUCACAGUUAUGAUCCCAUUGACGAGCCAGAGGAACGAGGCUACUUUGAACCUGUCAAGUGGAGCAUAUUUUCACAUGUAUGCACUGCCCCAGUACAGUACAAUGGGGCCUGUAUUGAUGAUUCGGCUUCAAUUGUGACAAAGGCCUGGUUUGAAGCCAAGUCUGUCGGAAUGAGGAAAGUUUUGUUCCUGAGGCUAGGAUUUUCAACAGUGGCGUCUGCAAAACUCCGAAGGUCAGAGUGGGAAGGACCCUCAAGCUCUUCUCGAAAAUCAGGAUUCAUCUCGACCUUGAUGAGCACAAGGUUCAGUACUGCAUUGAAUCCGCCUGUGACGCCCAAAAAAGUGGAUUUGAAUUCAGCAGUUUACCCCACAGGGCCACCUUUACCAAGCAAGGCACCGAAAAUGGCGACGUUUGUAGAUACCAAUGAAAUGUUAAGAGGUCCCGAGGACUCGCCAGGAUAUUGGGUGGUCACCGGCGCCAAGCUCUGUGUAGAGGGUGGGCGAAUCUCAGUGAAAGUGAAGUAUUCGUUAUUGACAAUAAUGUCAGAGGAUUCUAUGAUGUUGUAAGAAACCAAAAUAGGGAAGAAACACAUACUUUUGUUGUAAAUGUUAUACCUUGUACAUUGUCCAUUCUUAAAAUUGAUUUGGAACUUCACUAGAUUCAAAAAAAAAAAUUGAUUUGGAACUUGAUUCCAUAUGGUUCAAAUCCAAACUGAUUUGCCAAUGUGAUUCUUUUGUGAGAAUUAAACAACUAUUUUUCCUCCA